AUGGAUUUGCCUCCGGGAUUCAGAUUCCAUCCAACAGAUGAAGAGAUCAUAAUUCAUUAUCUUGUGAAGAAAGCUUUGGACAGAAGAUUCAGUGCAAGAGCCAUAGAAGAAGCUGAUCUCAAUAAGUGUGAACCGUGGGAUUUAACUAAAAAGGAAAAGAUGGGAGAAAAAGAAUGGUUCUUUUGCAAGAAAGAUAGGAAAUACCCAACGGGGAUGAGAACAAAUAGAGCAACAGAAUCAGGAUACUGGAAGUCUACUGGAAAAGAUAAGGAGAUCUACAAGGGCAAAAACUGUCUUGUUGGGAUGAAAAAAACCCUAGUUUUCUACAGAGGGAGAGCUCCAAAAGGAGAGAAAACUAAUUGGAUCAUGCAUGAAUACAGACUUGAAGGAAGUUUUUGCAGUUACAACCUUUCUAAGACAGCUAAGGAGGAAUGGGUUGUUUGUAGAAUUUUUCGCAAGAACACAGAAGUUCUCAGCAGAAGUAAUCCAGGUGCAGAAUUUCCAAGAAUGGACUCCUUUAAGGAACAAUAUUUCUUGGAUAGCCAUACACUGCCACCAUUGAUGGAUGUUUCUUGUAGACCUAGUUCAAGCUUUACAACUGAUGAAGAAGGCAAAUUCAUCAUAGAAAAUUCUCUCUCAGCAAUUCCAGAGCCAAAUCUCAAUUCUUAUAAUCAAAGUAGUAUUCCUAAUUCAAAUUUUCCAAGUCAAGUGUCAUUAGAUCUUCCUUUCCAGUACCAAGACAGGAUCAGUUCGACGAUGAAGACUUGUACAACCUUUCCCUUUAGAGAAUUUGAUCAAACUGAUUUAAGAAUUGUAGCACAGAACCAAGGAAUACUGGAUCCUGGAAGAACUGCUUACAAGAUGGAACAAUUCUCUACGACAAAUUCUAUGGUUAGUAUUUCCCAAGACACGGCCCGAUUUGGCAUGGAAAUGGCCAAUGAGAUGACUACUGUGGCUUCGAAAGGAGAAACUGAAAGAGAUAAGCCGUUUGAUGACUUUGAGGGCCCUCUUUUCAGUCCCUAUAUUUCAAAUUUGGAUUACUUGUGGAGUUACUGA
Fraxinus pennsylvanica is the source of this 1056-nucleotide messenger RNA. The record is from the annotation of a GenBank genome assembly. Lineage: Eukaryota; Viridiplantae; Streptophyta; Magnoliopsida; Lamiales; Oleaceae.